Molecule: messenger RNA, 3609 nt
Organism: Peromyscus eremicus (cactus mouse)
Lineage: Eukaryota; Metazoa; Chordata; Mammalia; Rodentia; Cricetidae
Gene: Traf3
Product: TNF receptor associated factor 3
Exons: 14
Coding region: 469-2172 (567 amino acids)
Biological process (GO): regulation of apoptotic process; innate immune response; protein K63-linked ubiquitination
Cellular component (GO): plasma membrane signaling receptor complex
Molecular function (GO): tumor necrosis factor receptor binding; zinc ion binding
Source: RefSeq, a predicted model, not a curated record
CCCGACAUGGGGCUGCCCGGGGAGCUGGACGCUGCAGACGACGGCGGAGGAUGCGCGCGGCGCCCCUGAGCCGGCCGAGCGGGCGGGCCGCGGGAUGAAUGACUGAUUCAUAGUCGGAGAGCUGCAGAGAGGCUGGAAGGCAGGCGGGUCUGGGAUCCAGCUGGGGCCGAAUGCACACCUUCCACCUUCGAUUAACACCAAAGAUGAAGAAACUGAGGCCCAAAGAAGUUAUCCACUUGGUUGAGGUCCCAGAAUAGAUCGGAACCAGGUCCACUAUCAGAAACCUCCUCCUGGCUCCUGGCUGUCUGAUCCCCCGAGGUUCAUCUCCUGACAGACAAGGUACAAGAUCCCCAUUACUUGAAGGAUAAGGCUGGCACUGCUCGACAUCUUUGUGGAAGCUUCUCCCUCACUCCUGAGCCUCCCUGAAACCUCCUUACAGCAUAUGACACAGAAUUUCUUUUUCCUAAGAUGGAGUCAAGCAAAAAGAUGGACGCUGCUGGCUCACUGCAGCCCAACCCACCACUCAAGCUGCAGCCUGAUCGGAGUGCAGGCUCAGUGCUCGUGCCUGAGCAAGGCGGCUACAAGGAGAAGUUUGUGAAGACGGUGGAAGACAAGUACAAGUGUGAGAAGUGCCGCCUGGUGCUGUGCAACCCCAAGCAGACUGAGUGUGGGCACCGGUUUUGUGAGAGCUGCAUGGCUGCCCUGCUCAGCUCCUCGAGUCCAAAAUGUACAGCGUGCCAAGAAAGCAUCAUCAAAGACAAGGUGUUUAAGGAUAAUUGCUGCAAGAGAGAGAUCCUGGCCCUUCAGAUCUACUGUCGGAAUGAAGGCAGAGGUUGUGUAGAGCAACUGACUCUGGGACAUCUGUUGGUGCACCUAAAAAAUGAAUGCCAGUUUGAGGAGCUUCCCUGUCUUCGUGCUGACUGCAAAGAAAAAGUACUGAGAAAAGACUUGCGGGAUCAUGUGGAAAAGGCCUGUAAAUACCGAGAGGCCACGUGCAAUCACUGCAAGAGCCAAGUCCCCAUGAUCACCCUGCAGAAACACGAAGACACUGAUUGUCCCUGUGUGGUGGUGUCCUGCCCUCAUAAGUGCAGUGUCCAGACUCUUCUGAGAAGUGAGUUGAGUGCACACUUGUCAGAGUGUGUCAAUGCCCCCAGCACCUGUAGUUUUAAGCGCUAUGGCUGCGUUUUUCAGGGUACAAACCAGCAGAUCAAGGCCCACGAGGCCAGCUCCGCGGUGCAGCAUGUGAAUCUGCUGAAGGAGUGGAGCAACUCCCUGGAGAAGAAGGUUUCCUUGCUGCAGAAUGAAAGCGUUGAAAAAAACAAGAGCAUCCAAAGUUUGCACAAUCAGAUAUGUAGCUUUGAAAUUGAAAUUGAGAGACAGAAGGAAAUGCUUCGAAACAAUGAAUCCAAAAUCCUUCAUUUGCAGCGAGUAAUAGACAGCCAAGCGGAGAAACUGAAGGAGCUGGACAAGGAGAUCCGUCCCUUCCGGCAGAACUGGGAGGAAGCAGACAGCAUGAAGAGCAGUGUGGAGUCCCUCCAGAACCGAGUGACCGAGCUGGAAAGUGUGGACAAAAGUGCAGGGCAGGCUGCUCGCAACACAGGCUUGCUGGAGUCCCAGCUGAGCCGGCAUGACCAGAUGCUGAGUGUUCAUGACAUCCGCUUGGCGGACAUGGACCUGCGGUUCCAGGUCCUCGAGACCGCCAGCUACAAUGGUGUGCUGAUCUGGAAGAUCCGUGACUACAAGCGCCGGAAGCAGGAAGCCGUCAUGGGGAAGACCUUGUCUCUCUACAGCCAGCCUUUCUACACGGGCUAUUUUGGCUAUAAGAUGUGUGCCAGGGUCUACCUGAAUGGGGACGGAAUGGGGAAAGGGACACACUUGUCGCUGUUUUUUGUCAUUAUGCGUGGAGAAUAUGAUGCUUUGUUGCCGUGGCCAUUCAAGCAGAAAGUGACACUCAUGCUGAUGGAUCAGGGGUCCUCUCGACGUCAUCUGGGAGAUGCAUUCAAGCCUGAUCCCAACAGCAGCAGCUUCAAGAAACCCACUGGAGAGAUGAAUAUCGCCUCUGGCUGCCCAGUCUUUGUCGCCCAAACUGUUCUAGAGAAUGGGACGUAUAUUAAAGAUGAUACAAUUUUUAUUAAAGUCAUAGUGGAUACUUCGGAUCUGCCUGACCCCUGACAAGUACCUGGGGAGGUGGAUUCAGCAGAAGGUAACUCCUCUGGGGGGUUGAAGCGGUCUGUCUUCACGAAGGUCCUCGCCCUCAAAAAGGACCGUGUGGAACAGGGUAAGCAGCCGGAGGAGGAGGAGGAGGAGGAGGAGGCGUGGCUGGAGGAGCCACACGUGAAAACAGACCCCAACGGAUUUCUAAUAGACUAGCCACACUCACUCUGAAGAAUUAUUUAUCCUUCAACAAGAUAAAUACUGCUGUCAGAGAAGGUUUUCAUUUUCAUUUUUAAAGAUCUAGUUAAUUAAGGUGGAAACAUAUAUGCUAAAAAGAAACAUGAUUUUUCUUCCUUAACUUGAACACCAAAACCGAAAACACACAUGGAGGUAGCUGGGCGUGUCAGCAUGUUAAUUUAAAAGGAGAACUUACGAAAUAAUAAUACAGUUUUGAUAUAUUCAUCCUAAAAUUCAAGAGUGCAAUCUUGUUUCAAAUAUAGUAUAUUGUCUAUUUUUAAGGCCUCAUCUGGUCUCUGUUCUAAUAAUCUGUUUGUCAGAAGGCCCUGAGUAGACAUCAAGUCUCUAAAUUCAGAAGUCAUUUUUAAUUUAAAGUUCUACAAAUAAUUGUUACUGCAACAUUUUGUUUUAAAACGUUGAUAGACUGAUAUUUCUUGGAAGAAAAUGUAAAAUAUCAAACACUGGUUAUCACUUGUGAUAGGAAAGAGAAUAUUCAACCUGUCGUUAUUUCUCGUUAGAAAUGUAACCCUUCACUAUCUGUCGUAGUUAGUGACAUACUUCCCAAUGACUAUGAGAGGGACAAUGCUCAUGGAUGCUGUGCAUCAUUGCAGACUUACAGUUGUCUUCACCCUAAAAUAGGGCAUUAGUUGAACUUUGGAGUUCUACACAAAACCCUUAGGUUUUUAAAACUCUGCCCCAUGUUGAGACAAGCUCUCUGUUGCUGACACCACCGCCGCGGUCUCCAGGGUCCAGUGUAUGGGGGUAGGCAGGUGACCUGUGCUGCAGGAGGCCCAGCAAGUGUUUCUCAUCCUGUCAUACUGCUGCAGGAGGCUAACGAUCUCCGAAAGCAACGUCUGUGCUCAGAGAUGGUGGCAUACGGUACAUGUGCCUUAGAUGUGACAUGCUGCUUCUCGUCCUUGGGUUUGCGUUCACCAUGAUUCUAGAAAGUGGUAGUUUAACCAGAUCUUUCUCUCUCCACCGCCAAUCUUUGUCUCUACCAGGGCCCUCAGACAGCUGCGAACCUGCCUGGGGAAGCCAGGCCUCCAUUGGCAGCUUCUGGAGGCUCUGCUGCUAAAUAGUCACGGAUUCCAACUCUAAGCCCCCAAGAGCAGCUCAGUCCCACCCCAAGGGAGGGAGGUGUAAGCAGAAGCCACACCCUUCCAGGUCUCCACAAGGGCCCUGAAAACCCCCACAGCAUGAAGGAGAAAACCCCACCCA